This is a messenger RNA of Trichomonas vaginalis G3, 780 nucleotides long. Its product is annotated as phage tail repeat-like family. The record is from RefSeq and is a predicted model, not a curated record. The annotation marks the transcript as partial. The transcript has a single exon. Lineage: Eukaryota; Parabasalia; Trichomonadida; Trichomonadidae.
GAUACAGGAUGGGUUUCAGGAUGUUUAGACCUUAAAGCAGAUAAAACUUAUGUUAACGAUGAGUUAGAGAAGAAAGCAGACAAGAACCAUACACAUACAAGUUUUACAACUGUUGCUAUAGAAAGUAUUGAAGGAACGGUUGAAGAAACUGGUGGGGAUGCAAUAUAUUGUAAACCUCCUAACUUUCCACAAGGUUUAACAUCGGAUGACGACAUAACGACGAUGAGAAACAUUAGAUGUAAAGAUGUUUAUGUCAUGAAGGAUGAACAUAAUAUUAAAUUCACUGCUCAAGAUUUAUAUGACAAGAAAGCAGACAAAACAGAGCUUCAAACAUUAAAGACAGAAAUGCUUCAAACAUUAUAUCCUAUAGGCUCUAUUUAUACGUCAAUGAACUCUACUAGACCAGAAACAGUUCUGGGUUUUGGAACUUGGACUCAAAUAGUCGACAGGUUUUUGUAUUGUGCAAACUCUUCAAAGGAAACAGGUGGAAGUAAAACGAUUUCAGGUGAAAAUUUACCUGCACAUAGUCACUACAUAGAUUUAAGUACAUCUCAAGCGGGUUGGCAUAAGCAUAGAUAUUGGGAUUGGUCAGCAAUGACAAAAGGUAAAGGAUAUGAUGUUAAAGACAACGUUAAGUUUGCUAUAGAUUGUUACUGGAGUAACACUGAGGGAGGAGGAAACCAUACACAUCGCGUUACAGGAUAUACGCAAACAACGGGACAAAGUAAAGACUACAUGCCACCUUACAUGACAGUUUACGCAUGGUAUAGAAAUGCUUAG